This is a messenger RNA of Racocetra fulgida, 132 nucleotides long. The record is from the annotation of a GenBank genome assembly. Lineage: Eukaryota; Fungi; Glomeromycota; Glomeromycetes; Diversisporales; Gigasporaceae.
AUGAAAGUUUUGUUAAAAAUGCUUCUCAAAAAAUAUGCACUAAGGGUUGACAAAUAUAAGAGAGCUCAGGCAGGAAAAUUAGAUGAAGAAAAUCGACAUAUUCAUGCUAAUAAUAGGAUGAAUGAAGUAUGA